This is a messenger RNA of Oncorhynchus gorbuscha (pink salmon), 6473 nucleotides long. Its product is annotated as histone-lysine N-methyltransferase EHMT1-like. Gene Ontology annotation, molecular function: p53 binding; zinc ion binding; histone methyltransferase activity. NCBI's taxonomy places the organism in Eukaryota, Metazoa, Chordata, Actinopteri, Salmoniformes, Salmonidae. Gene Ontology annotation, cellular component: nucleus. The record is from RefSeq and is a predicted model, not a curated record.
UUAUUGGUCUUUAUUUCUCAAAAUAUUCACUCAUGCUGUGGUUAUCACACUAUUUCCUUCUAUCUUAUAUAUUUGUCAGGUAACUGAUAAAUCAUUGUCUUAGCAAUCAGGAGGCCACAAGCUGUAUGUAGCCUAAACCUAUUGUAGCCUGUGAUGUGCAGGUAGGAUGUGUGUGGGUUUAGCUAAUUCAGGCGCGGUGGCUGAAGAGCCUUCCACUGAUAUCAGAAGUGGCAAAAGGAGUGGGUGAAUUGGGUCAUUUUUGGGAUGCAUCUUAUCGAUCUUGCUUGGAUUGAAGACUCUGUGAUGGAAAAAGCCUCCUAUUCCUGUUUUUUUGGGUCAUGAUAGAGCAUGCAGCUUAUCAUCUACACAGAUCCUACUCUUAAAUGGAAAAUAUGCAAUGCCUUUUUUCGAUGAAACAUUUAUUUAUUUAAUGGGGAGGCCUAUUUUUUUGUUGUUGUUCAGGCUACUUUUUGAUUAAAUAAACCCAGCAGCAGUACAAUGAUUUAAUGUAAAGUGAGUAUAGCCGUGUUCUACAGAUAAUUUGCAUUGGAAUUUAAUCAAUGUAAUUCUAGAUGCUGUUAACUAAUCAUAAGGCAGUUAUCAACACCAUUCAGGUUGUUGGGCGUUAUAUCCUGUUAGUGUUAAUUUGUAAAAAAGACGACAAUGACCCAUCUGGACUCUUCGUUUUAGGCCUACCUCAGUAUAGUUUAUCCAGAUAAAGAAUUGUGAACUUCUUGGCCCCUGGAGGGGUCCAAGUUUGUGACUGGAAAGUGAUUAUUGCGUUAGGCUACGUAGGGUAGUGUAAUAGGGUAGAUGGACGUAGGGCAGUAUAAUUCGUAUUUUUAGACGUGCAUUGUUAAAGUCCUUGUUUCCAUUAAGGUGAUAUUCUACUCUUACGGUAUGGUACACUUCCAAGAAGAUCUUUCUUUUAGAACAGCAGGGCUCCAUCUGAGCAUGCCCAGUAAGGGCCAUGGCAGAGCUUUCUAUUGAGAGUUGGUCAUGUGACCUGAGCUGGGACGCUGCAUGUGUGUGGGACGCUAGAUGUUGGAGUGUGGAGCUCAACUCUCGCCCUCUUCCUCCCCCAUUAUUGGACACUCACUGCUUUAUCCAGCCCACAGGUCUGGCCAAAGGCAGAGUGGUUAAAGGGGAGUCCAUGGAGGAUGGGAUGGAUUCACCUGGGGACCGAGCGGAGGAGGGAGAUGCAUCAAGAGAUGAGGAGGUAGCUGCCAGGCUGCAGUCCAGUCCCAGAGCAGAGACGGAGCUAAAUGGGACCUAUGAGAGUGCAGAGUUGGGGAACAGACACAAGAACCCCACCCCCCUGAUCUCCCAGGCCAAUGGGUCACAGGCGGCUACAGAGAAUGGGAUGAUGGAGACGGACCUGCCUCACGGCUCCACCACCGGUAGUAACGGAUACAUCCUCAGCAAGCAGCAGGAGGGGGGUUCUUCGACAGGCUCGACGGCUGCCCCACACAGGACUAGCUGGUUGCCCUCAGGCACCACCAUGAUUGGACACGCCGCCAAAACGUUCCCGUCUUUGGCAGACGGGUGCGGCCACAGUCUGGGAUCAAUAACGACUGACACCCAGCACGCCGGGUCCCCGUCGGGACAGGGGACCUCAGACGCAGACACUAAAAACGGCACGUCCGCUAACGACUCCCCCGCCCCUUCCCCGCAGUCCAUCGCCAUACACCGAGCACGCAAAACCAUGUCCAUGCCAGCAUCCAACCAGACGCUAAAGCUUCUAAACAGGAAAUUAAUAGAACCAAACGGUGCAGACGAGGAGAGUCCGAAUGGACCAGAGGAGGAGAAGUCCCAGCAGACGUCCCCCUCCCAGAACCAGUUACCUCCGAGCCAAAUCGUCGUGCCGGCUGCAGCAACGGCCAAGUCCCAGACAGCAUCGAGGAAGAAGAGACGGAAGAUGGGAACAUACAGUCUGGUCCCCAGGAAGAAAACUAAAGUGCUGAGGCAGGGGACGGUGCUGCAGAUGUUUAGUCAACUUCAAUCAACUCAAAGAGCACAGGCUAAAGCGGUGUCACACGUGAAUGGGGAAAGGGUGGAGAACGAGUCAGAGGAGGAAGGGUGGGAGGAUGGAGAGGAGUGGGAGGAAGAGGUGGAGCAGGGUGGAGAGGAAGGUGUCCCCACAGCCCUGGAGAAGAGUCAAACAUCAGGCCCUGCUCUUCAGGGGGACCUGGGAGAGGAGCCGGACUCUGAGGAAUCAGCUGAGGAGGAAGGUGAAGAAGAGGGGAACGAGUCAGACUUGAGCUCGGAAUCCAGCGUGAAGAAGAGGUUGAAAAAGAAAUCAAAGGGAGACUACUUCUUGCUCCGGCCAUCCAGGAAACGGAAUAGGAAGCCCAAGACUGAGGGACUCCCUGGCACAGGGCCCCAGGGCCAGGCAGGCCUGAGUAAGGACUACACAGAGGUUCCCCUCCACUCACUCAACCUUAAUGCCAAGGAAAUGCUGCUCUCCCCACAGCACACAGGAGUUACUGGGGGUGUGGAGGAAGACAUGGUGCAGGAGCUACCCCUCUGCAGCUGUCGCAUGGAGACACCCAAGAGCCGGGAGAUCCUCACACUGGCCGACAGGAAAUGCAUGGCCACGGAGAGCUUUGACCGACAGCUAAGCAGAUGUCAGAGUGCGGUUCUAAAGCAUGAGAUGAUGCGUCCUUCGAACUCUGUGCAGCUGCUGGUGCUGUGUGAGGACCACCGGGCCGGCAUGGUCAAACACCAGUGCUGCCCCGGCUGUGGCUUCUUCUGCAGGGCUGGGACCUUCAUGGAGUGCCAACUGGAUGUCAACAUCUCCCACCGUUUCCACCGGGCCUGUGCCUCGGUGCUGAAGGGCCAAACCUUCUGUCCACACUGUGGAGAGGAGGCCAGCAAGGCCAAGGAGGUCACCAUUGCCAAGGCCGACACCACCUCCACCAUGCCCGCCACACAUGCUGCACACGGCCCUGCCACCCCCCGGGGCACAGAGGGCAGGGCAGACACAACCACUGGGGGUCUAUCCUGUUUCUCUGUGGGAGGUGAUAUAAGUGGCCGAGCAGACGGCUCUCUCUCCAUCCCCCCUGGGCACACACUGGACACCUUCCCCGGGGGCUCCAGAACCGGAGUACUGCCUCCUGCGGUGGGGAUUGGGAUGGGCACCACCCCUAAAGAGACCUUGGAGAGCAUCCUGCUGGCACUGGACACAGAGAAACCCAAGAAGCUGCGGUUUCACCCCAAGCAGCUGUUCAUCUCUGCCAAACAGGGCGAGCUACAGAAGGUCCUUCUCAUGCUGGUGGAUGGGAUGGACCCUAACUUUAAGAUGGAGAGCCAGAGCAGACGCACCCCCCUCCAUGUAGCAGCUGCGGCAGGCCACCAGGAGAUCUGUCACCUGCUGGUUCAGUCUGGUGCAAACCUGGACAUCUGUGAUGAGGACCAGCGCACACCCCUGAUGGAGGCCUGUGAGAACAACCACCUGGAGACAGUCCGCUACCUACUGAGUGCAGGAGCCAUUGCCAGCCACAAGGAUGUGGAGGGGUUCACGUGUCUCCACCUAGCUGCUAAGAUUGGCCAUUACAACAUUGUGGAGCAUCUCCUCUCCACAGGACUCGUAGACAUCAACUGUCAGGACGAUGGUGGUUGGACGGCCAUGAUCUGGGCAACGGAAUAUAAGCACCUAAACCAGGUGAAGCUGCUUCUCAUUAAAGGGGCUGACAUCAACAUCAGGGACAAGGAGGAGAACAUCUGUCUCCACUGGGCUGCGUUCUCUGGCAGUGUGGAGAUUGCUGAGCUCCUCCUAGAGGCCAAGUGUGAUCUCCACGCUGUCAACAUCCAUGGAGACUCCCCUCUGCACAUCGCCGCGCGGGAGAACAGGCUUGAAUGUGUCACACUCUUGCUGUCUCGUGGGGUGGAUGUCAACUUGAAGAACCGCGAGGGGGAGACCCCGCCGGACUGCUGCAGCCGCAGCUCCAGGGUGUGGCUCACCCUUCAAACAAACAGGAGGAUUUGGGAGGCCAGGAGCAGCACCAAGGGGGAGAAGGUCCUCAACAGAGACAUAGCCCGGGGGUAUGAGAGAGUUCCAGUCCCCUGUGUCAACUCGGUGGAUAGUGAGCCCUGUCCGGACAACUAUAAAUACGUGCCAGACAACUGUGUCACCUCCCCCUUGAACAUAGACAAGAACAUCACACACUUACAGUACUGUGUGUGUAAAGACAACUGCUCCUCAAGCAGCUGCAUGUGUGGCCAGCUCAGCCUACGCUGUUGGUAUGACAAGAAUGGUCGUCUGCUCCCCGAGUUCUAUCGUGAAGAACCGCCCCUUAUCUUCGAGUGUAACCACGCCUGCUCCUGCUGGAGAACCUGCAAGAACCGUGUGGUCCAGAAUGGACUGAGGGUCCGGCUCCAGCUGUUCCGGACCAGUCGGAUGGGCUGGGGGGUCCGGACACUGCAGGAAAUUCCUCAGGGGACCUUUGUGUGCGAGUACGUGGGGGAGAUCAUCUCUGAUGCAGAGGCAGAUGUCAGGGAAAACGACUCCUAUCUGUUCAACCUGGAUAGCAAGGUGGGUGACGUGUACUGCAUAGAUGCCCGUUUCUAUGGCAACAUCAGCCGGUUCAUCAACCACAUGUGCGAGCCGAACCUAUUCUCCUGCCGGGUGUUCACGGCACACCAGGACCUGCGCUUCCCCCAUAUCGCCUUCUUCGCCUGCGAGACCAUCAAGGCUGGGGAAGAGCUAGGGUUUGACUACGGUGACAAUUUCUGGGAAAUCAAGGGAAAGCACUUUAGCUGUGAGUGCGGCUCUCCCAAGUGCAAGCACUCUGCAGCGACCAUCGCCCUGUGCCAGGCUGACAGCUCACCCCUGGACCAGCAGUCCAGCGCCCUCCCUGACACCAGCUCCUCCACCACCCCUUUCUGAGCCUCCUCUGACACCCCCACAAAAAGGACUUCCAGACCAGUGGAGAUAUGUCUCCAUUCCCCCAAACAGCAACCUCCACCCCUAGGCCGUACGUCCCCAGACGCCCCACCUCCAUCCCCAGUUGAAUCAUCACCUUCAGGCCUGUGGAGCCCAUCACUGAGACCUAAAAUCAAACCCACCUGCUUCAUGUUUCAACCAGCUCGAACAUCUCCUUACCAGCACAAACUCUGAACAUCUGCUAAAACUCACCCUCAGUUCAGGAAAUAUUGGGCAGGAAGACAGUCUGUUUGUUGACGUGUGUCCGAUGCACAACUUUUAUGAGAAGAAAAAAACACUAUGAGCCUGGCUCUUGUUUUGUUUCCCAUUGUCAUUCUCAAACCGGCUUCGUGCUCAGUUCUGGGUAAUGGUGUUUCAUGGCCCUUGGUCUGAAUUAAGUUUGUACUAAGCAACAAUGUAUAUCUAACCAUGAAAAAUAUUUCCACUGUGCGAAAGGCAUUUGUAGCAUAGGAGUGCCCUUACCCUCUCACAUGAUACCAUAGAAAUGAGAAAUGUUCAUGCACAAUUUGAGACGUUUGAUGUAUUUACCUCAUGCUAUAGUUUGAUUGCAAAGGGGACAGAGGACUCAAGUCACAAUCAUGUAUGUUUCUACUGGACUUCUUCUCUUGAGCAUUUCUACAGGAAAAUAAUUGUCAGUGCUAGAUAUCAAUUAUGAAAACAAAAAAUACUUUUGAAUUCACUUUAUAUUCAAAUCUAAUUUGAAAUCUAAUGUUAUAUUCUGUUACAUUUAGUCAAGUGUAUUGUAUGCAGAACUUUUGAUAAUGAUCAUGAGUACAACAUUUGAAGUCAAUGAGAAUACUAACCAAUCAUCUCACUGUUCUGAGGGGUGAAGCAAAGUUGACACUGUCCAGUAAAGGCAGAUCUGUUUUGACCACAAAGGAGUGGCAGAUUCUGUCAGUUCUGGCAUGAAUUCCUCUUCAACACAAUGGUCCUUUUCUAUUAAAUACUUUUCUUCUGGAAACAGUAUGUGCAUAUAUGAAAGGUGGUGUGACAUCAAAUUGACCAACGGUAAGGGUAUGAAGAUUGCAAAAGGGUUGAGGUGGGAGUUGACUAAGCUGUACUAUACUGUACCUACAAUUAAAGCGGGUGGAUUUUUAUUAUCUGCAGGAUUUUUAAGUAUGUUUUAAGGCUGACACCUUGAAUAUUACGUUUUAAAUACAUUUUACACAAUUCUGGAGGGACUGUUAAUGGGGUGAGAUGCAAGAAUUCUGCUGCCAAUGUUUUCUUUUCCUUUUGUUGAUUUUGCAUUGUAAAAUUAAGCAAAUUAUUUUUCUUUUUACAUUUAACUUCAGUUUUCUAUCUGUAGUUUAGCCUGUUUCAAUUUUGUUACACCAUUUCAUGUUGAUGGAAACCUACACAUUAUUCCUAUGUAUUUAAUGUGGUUAGUACAGUAGUGACUCUUGUGCACAUUUUCAAAGGUAUGAAUAUAAAAAGGUUAUACAAAAUUAUUUACUUUCUGUUACAUAUUUCUGGACCGUGCAACAUCCAUCGACUUGGUUGUAUCUUUCAAUAAAUUUACAAAUGGAUA